CACUGCAGCGAAUGGGUGGGAUCAGCCCCAGCAGUCUGAUAGCCACGUAGCUAGCUACCACCGUUAGCUGCGUAGGUAAGAGCUCCUUUUAUCCUCGCUAUCGUCAGCGAAGGUUACAAUGGACUUGCCACAUCAUGUUUACCAAGCACCUAAACAGAGAGGUCGGGCAGUUCCCCCUACAGUCCUGUUUGAGGACACCAGCUCUGGAGCCCCAGCCAUGAGAACUCCGGGGUACAAUAUGGCAGGACCUGCAAAUGAGAUGCAAGGAGAUGCUGCAGGGAACAACCUGUUUGCCGACCCAAUGGCCAACGCUGCAAUGAUGUACGGUUCCUCCUUAGCCAACACGGGAAAGGAUAUGGUAAACAAAGAGUUCAGCAGAUUCGUGUCUGUGAACAAGCUGAAAUACUUCUUUGCCGUUGAUACCAGAUACGUACUGAAGAAGCUUAUGAUCCUCCUGUUCCCGUACACACACCAGGACUGGGAAGUUCGAUACCAUCGGGACACUCCACUGACUCCGAGACAAGAUGUUAAUGCUCCUGAUCUUUACAUCCCAACAAUGGCUUUCAUUACCUACAUUUUACUUACUGGAAUGGCCCUCGGCAUUCAGCAAAGGUUCAGUCCAGAGGUUCUUGGGCUGUGUGCCAGCACUGCCCUCGUGUGGAUCAUCAUCGAGGUGCUGGUGAUGCUGCUCAGUUUGUACCUGCUGACGGUGCACAGCGACCUGUCCACCUUCGACCUCAUCGCCUACAGUGGAUACAAAUAUGUCGGGAUGAUCUUCACAGUGUUGUGUGGCUUACUGUUUGGGAGUGAUGGAUAUUAUGUGGCCCUUGCCUGGUCCUCAUGUGCCCUUAUGUUCUUCAUAGUUCGAUCUCUGAAAAUGAAGAUACUUCCCUCUAUCUCCCACGACACCAUGGGAACUGGAUCAAGCACCAAACCCCAGUUCCGCCUUUAUAUCACUGUGGCCACCGCAGUCUUUCAGCCAAUCAUUAUUUACUGGUUAACCUCUCACUUGGUCAGGUGACCAUGAGGUAUUUAAUAACCUGAAGUCCAUGUGUACUGGACCCAGAAAUUGGUUGUUGAGUGUUUGUACGUCAGCAUUUAUACACUCUUUUUGUCAAAACAUGUAUGUACAGUGUUGAGCUGCGGCGUGUGAACAGCUCGUCAGAUGGACAUGCCCAUAAAUCCUUUCAUUGAUUCAGUAGGGAAGUUCGACAAAAUGUUUCAAUGGAAGACAGUUGUUUUCUUUUGUGAUUACAUAGUAACACCCACAAAUGCUUUUUUUUGGCCACUUAACUUUAAACACAAGGGCUUUCACUGACAUUUCUUUGAUCAUAACAUGGAAUCAAUUAGGCUUGAUUUUAUACAAUGUCUUUGGACAAACUUUCCAGUAUUUACACCCCCCACCAAAGACACAGACAUGCGUUGUGUGAUUCCAGUACAGUUUUUCUGGUACGGUAAUGUUGCUGCCAUAACUCCACUCUUGUGAAUCCUGGAUUUUAUUUAUCUACAUUUGACAAAGCAUGACAAUGUUUGGAUUUUUUGUAGGAAAAAAAUAAAUAUAUUUAGCGUUGCUUAA
This is a messenger RNA of Limanda limanda (common dab), 1576 nucleotides long. RefSeq names its product Yip1 interacting factor homolog A (S. cerevisiae) (gene yif1a). The record is from RefSeq and is a predicted model, not a curated record. The coding region runs from base 119 to 1021 and encodes 300 amino acids. Gene Ontology annotation, biological process: endoplasmic reticulum to Golgi vesicle-mediated transport. The transcript is spliced from 9 exons. Lineage: Eukaryota; Metazoa; Chordata; Actinopteri; Pleuronectiformes; Pleuronectidae. Gene Ontology annotation, cellular component: Golgi membrane; COPII-coated ER to Golgi transport vesicle; endoplasmic reticulum membrane.